Messenger RNA from Cylicocyclus nassatus, 601 nucleotides. The record is from the annotation of a GenBank genome assembly. NCBI's taxonomy places the organism in Eukaryota, Metazoa, Nematoda, Chromadorea, Rhabditida, Strongylidae.
AGCAGAUUCAUCAAAUCCAUAGCAGCUGAGGUGUGCUCAUUCCCAAGGAAAUGGAAUCCUUGCUACCGUUCCUGCUUUUUGCAUUUGCCAAUGCCUGUGCACCGCCGGGUUUUGUUCAGAGUAAUGAUCCAGGCAAUGUCGGCGCAAGAUGCUCGGAUCUUAUCCUUUACCCUGUUUCAGCAGUUGACCAAAGUGACCAGUACAGGUUUGACUACAGUGAUGUUAGCUUCGGUAACACUCAUGCCCAAGGGGCUACGGUAGCCAUAACAUGCACUACAGGUGGACAACCGGCUACGGUAGAAGGUUAUGAUCAGCAACGGACAUCGAUCUCAGCAGCGCCGAGUUUACUGGCUACCUGUACGAAUGUGGGUGGAAGCCAAUACACAUGGACGAUACUCGGACGAAUUUUGCAAUUUGUUGACUGCCGAUUUUGAGCCAUGAACGAAGAAACGACGUCUUGUACCAUAUAUGACCAUUAUUGUAACCUCCAAAAAACAUGAGUGUUGCACCCAUGAUGUACUGUAGACUCUGAGACCUUGACUUCAUGCACAUCUUCAACUUUUCUGCUCAAAUUUGCCGCAAAACAAAUUUUUAUAAGUGU